Messenger RNA from Peniophora sp. CBMAI 1063, 1695 nucleotides. NCBI's taxonomy places the organism in Eukaryota, Fungi, Basidiomycota, Agaricomycetes, Russulales, Peniophoraceae. The record is from the annotation of a GenBank genome assembly.
AUGCUGCUGUACCUUCCGACCGAAACCAUCAUUCACGUCCUGGAGCUAGUCGACUAUAGCACUAUCCUAUCUUGUGGGGCGACGUGCAACAGGUUGCGAGCAAUAACAACAAUCGCAGAGCCUCUGUUAUACACCACCACUCUUGCUACCAGUGGACUACGGGAAACGAAUGACGGACAGUACGGAUCGCUCACGGUGUCAGAGAAACUGGCUCGAGUGCGCGAGUAUGGCCGUGUCGGGAGUCGAGGUGGCCAGCUCGUUCUCUACGGCCGCAUGUCCAAUCUUUCCUCCAAACUGAGCUACGGAUAUUGGAUCACUCAAACGCGUGCGGAGGAUGGAUCUUUGACCGUCAGUCGUGUCAACAUGGGUGGACCGCGGUGCCGCGAUCUUUCGCCCCAAGAGCAACUCUUGUCCUCUAUUCCGGGACCUCGACCUGAACGAUGCGCCCUGUUCCACUACGACCCCGAUAAUGCGAUAGGGAUGACCUACGAAUCGGAACCUCACUCAUGGUCAUUGACAGGACGUCAUAUAUGGGCAUUCAACGUGUGGGACUUGAGCUCAGUCAAUGCAACUAUCUUAAGCAGCUUUAGUGCUAGUCCAAUGCUACUGCAUAACCAGAACUGGAGUGCAUACGGGUACACGAUGUCGUAUAGGAGCGGGGGCAAACAUAUCAUCAGGGACCUGCGCCUCACGGAGCCGAUUCAGACAUUGGAGAUUCCAUACAUAACUGAGCCUGCGAGGGCUGGCUAUGUUUGCCGACGUGUAGUUGCCGACGAUAUGUUGAUUGUCACGAGAAAUCCGAUCGCGGAGACCCCAAAGCUCAGAACAGACCCCAGGGAUUUCCCCGUGGCGCCUUCGUACGAAGUUCAUCUCCUCAACGCAGACCAAUCCACGACCUUAUUUACGCUCAACCUACCCCGGUUGAAUGAGGAAUGGCACGGCGCUACCGUUGAGCGUUCAGCACGCCGACCUGCGGUCGACGGGGCCUUCGGACGCAUGGACAGUGUUGCAGCUACCUAUCAAGACCAUCAACUUUUCCACGACCAUUGGCGUUUCCGAUGUCCCAUCACCUUGGCUAUGGAUGGCUCGCUGAUGGAGUACACGGAGAAUGAUGUUCUCGUCUGCAUUCACGUUCCUAGAGUGCGCGAGCUCCUUCGCGCUCGCUCUGCCGAGGAAGAACACUCCCGGUUCCUCGAAUGGGACGAGUGGGCCGCGCAUGCGCGCAUUGUCGUUCCUCGUUCACCUCCGGUACCGCAUUCCAUGCAAUGGUGCAGCUCGGAAAACACGACGGGAAUGCGCGUUGCGUUGUGGCUCCAAUGCUCCGACGAAGAAGAGUUGGGUUCACCAGAAUCGGCAUCUGCGGCGCGCAUGAUAGCCCUCCUAGAUUUCUAUCCGCAUAGGGCGAGGCGUCCGCAUUCUGAUGCGGACGCGCAUUUCCCCCGGCUUGCGCUCGAUGACAGCCUGCGUGGCGGCGGCAUGGUUCGGCCUUUCAAGGACGAGAACGCAUACGCUGGCGGACUGGCCUGUGCGGAGUACACAUAUAAGUUGCCGCCGGACGUCUCCACCGAAAGCAAUAGGUACACGGUGCAUGCGACUACGUUGGAUGGUGUUGUGAUCACCCAAGGAAGCCAUCAGGCUGGCAACAUGGAAGAGAAAUAUUACACUUUCAGGUCUUCGACUUGGCAUUAUCGGUAG